GGCUGUAUAUUCCCCACAAUCCUUUGCGCUCCGUAGAACAACAGUUUCUUCAGUUUUGUCUUCAGCUGAAAACAUAAACGACGGAGUCAUUUUGGGAAUUUACUCACAGAGACUGUGCUGUGCAGCGAUGGACCAGGACUACGAGCGGCGGCUGCUGCGACAAAUCAAUAUCCAGAAUGCCAACGCCAGACCCAUCAAAGCCACAGAGGUGAUGUGUGCACUGACCCCCGCUAAUUCUCCUCUAUCUUCACCGAGUAAACACGGAGAUCGCUUCAUCCCGUCCCGCGCUGGCGCCAACUGGAGCGUCAACUUCCACCGCAUAAACGAGAACGAGAAGUCUCACAAUCAAAACCGUAAGACAAAAGACGGCACGUCAGACAGCAGUAAAGCAGAUGGCCUGGCGUACUGUGCGCUGCUGAAGAAUGAACUGCUGGGAGCGGGCAUCGAGAAGGUGCAGGACCCUCAGACGGAGGACAGGCGACUGCAGCCCUCGACACCUGAGAAGACAAGUCUGUUUAGUUAUUCUCUAAGUGCCAAGCGCUUGCUCCCUGACGACGGCAACAGCGUCUCUCCUUACUCACUAUCGCCUGUCAGCAGUAACAGUCAGAAGCUGUUACGGUCACCACGAAAACCCAUGCGCAAGAUUUCCAAAAUUCCCUUUAAGGUGUUGGACGCUCCUGAGCUGCAGGACGAUUUUUAUCUCAACCUGGUGGACUGGUCUUCUUUAAACGUGCUCAGCGUCGGUCUCGGCACCUGCGUGUACCUGUGGAGUGCCUGCACCAGCCAGGUGACGCGUCUGUGCGAUCUGUCAGUAGAAGGCGACUCUGUCACGUCAGUGGGUUGGUCAGAGAGAGGAAACUUGGUGGCAGUGGGCACUCAUAAAGGCUUCGUACAGAUUUGGGAUGCAGCCGCAGGGAAGAAGCUGUCUGUAUUAGAGGGCCACACAGCCAGAGUUGGUGCAUUAACAUGGAAUGUAGACCAGCUGUCGUCAGGCAGUAGGGACCGCCUGAUCCUGCAACGUGAUAUUCGAGCUCCUCCGCUGCAGUCCGAGCGCAGAUUACAGGGCCACCGACAGGAAGUGUGUGGCCUUAAGUGGAGCACUGAUCACCAGCUCCUUGCCUCUGGUGGCAAUGACAAUAAGCUGCUGGUUUGGAAUCACUCGAGUGUCUUACCCAUGCAGCAGUACACAGAGCAUUCAGCAGCAGUGAAAGCCAUUUCCUGGUCUCCUCAUCAGCAUGGGCUGCUGGCAUCAGGGGGCGGCACUGCUGACCGUUGCAUUCGCUUCUGGAACACGUUGACCGGGCAGCCACUGCAGUGCACUGACACAGGCUCACAGGUCUGCAACCUGGCCUGGUCUAAACACACCAAUGAACUGGUCAGCACACACGGCUACUCUCAGAAUCAGAUCCUGGUGUGGAAGUACCCUUCUCUGACACAAGUAGCCAAACUCACUGGCCACUCUUACAGAGUACUCUACCUGGCCAUGUCUCCAGAUGGAGAGGCCAUAGUCACAGGAGCAGGAGACGAGACUCUGCGCUUCUGGAACGUCUUCAGCAAAACCAGAUCUACCAAGGAAUCAAUAUCAGUGUUGAACUUGUUUACAAGGAUCCGAUAAUUCCUGUGCACGUUUGAAGGUUCUUACAUUUAGGACUACUGUAGACUGAUCAUUAACAGGACAGUCUGUGUGAAUGAUGGACACUUUAAGGCCCAGUCUCUUUCCUGUGGGUUUGUGAAGAAGAGAAAUAUGGGAACUGCAUUCUCUUACAUUACACUUAAGUGACAAAAGGAUGUAUUACUGCCAAAUGUCAGUGUGAAUGUUUAGCCGCUGGUUUGUCUAAAAUUAUUUUUUUUAUUUUUUUUUUUUUUAUCUGUAUGGGUUUUUUUUUUUUUUUCUGACUGGAUGCAGAAUAUGUUGACUUUUUUUGUUGUUGUUGUUUUUUUUCACAAUGUGCCAUUUGAGUUGCAAAAUUUGUGGCCAUCAGCCUUAAAAUGCAGUGUUGAAAUAACUACAGUAGGAUGUUAGUAGGCCUUGGAACAGUGCAGCAUUUGUUGCUAAUAUAUUUGUCUUUGGCCAGGGAUUAAUUUAAACACAUCACAGAAACCACAUUUUUUUUCUAGGUGUAUAAUCAAUGUUACGUACUAAUUCUACAAAAAAUAACAUUAAUCAGUGUAUGCAGUAGCAGAUAUUCUGUUUAAACUACUUUUUAAGCAUUACCUAAAGCAGAGUCACUUUUCUAUGCUUACAUUUUAACCAAGAACACAGUGUUAAGUAUCUUAGACCACAUGCAUAUGAAACCACUAUUUUAAUUCAGAAAUCUAUAAAAUGUCCAUUGUUUUAUUUCAAGAUUUGAUUUGUUAUCCCAACCCUCCCCUGGUUUUUGUAUAUCAGGUUUUUUUCCUUCACUCACCUCAUGGUGUAAAUGAUGUGUUGUAUCAGUGAGAAUGAAUGCUAUUUAUUUCAUUUGUGUGACUGCAGUGACUUGUUGAAUUGCUGAUACUUUGUGUAUAUGUUCAAAAAUUGGUGCUUGUUUUUAUUUGCCAUUUAUUAUAUCAUUUUGUAACAGCUUACAGAAUGUUUUAAAAUAUACAUUAAGUAAAAAAUGUACAUUUUCUCAUCAAAGAAUAUGAAUAAACCUAAUUGUUCUAUG
Molecule: messenger RNA, 2648 nt
Organism: Tachysurus vachellii
Lineage: Eukaryota; Metazoa; Chordata; Actinopteri; Siluriformes; Bagridae
Product: fizzy-related protein homolog
Exons: 14
Coding region: 128-1615 (495 amino acids)
Biological process (GO): positive regulation of ubiquitin protein ligase activity; anaphase-promoting complex-dependent catabolic process; positive regulation of anaphase-promoting complex-dependent catabolic process
Cellular component (GO): anaphase-promoting complex
Molecular function (GO): anaphase-promoting complex binding; protein binding; ubiquitin ligase activator activity
Source: RefSeq, a predicted model, not a curated record